AUGUUAAGCUAUCGUUCCUUCAGUUUGUCGAUCUAUCGAUCUAUCGUUUUUCGCGUAUUUAAGCCCUACCCCUUCUUUCUGCAUGUGUACAUUGUUUGGCUUCUAUUGCAAUUAUCUAUCUGUUGGUCUAUAUAUCGAUCUCUGUUCAUAUCUAUCUAUGAUAUACUGUUCCUAUCUAUCUAUCUAUCUAUCUAUCUAUCUAUCUAUCUAUCUAUCUAUGACAUCCUAUUAUCUAUCUGUUGGUCUAUAUAUCAAUCUCUGUUCAUAUAUAUCUAUCUUAUCCUGUUCCUCUCUAUCUAUUUACCUAUCUAUCUGUCUAUCUAUCUAUCUCGCUCUUGUAUAUUUAUCUCCUCCCUUGGAUAUCUAUCUAUCUAUCUAUCUAUCUAUCUAUCUAUCUAUCUAUCUGUGUGUGUGUUUAAAUUUCUAUAUAUCUAUCAAUAUAUCUAUAUUUUCGAUCGCUUUACAUCUAUCUAUCUAUCUAUCUAUCUAUCUAUCUAUAUAUAUAUGUGUUUAAAUUUCUGUAUAUCUAUCAAUCUAUCUAUAUUUUCCUUUAUGUCGAUCUCUUUACAUCUAUCUAUCUAUCUAUCUAUCUAUCUAUAUCUAUCUAUCUAUCUAUGUGUUUAA
Messenger RNA from Acanthosepion pharaonis, 624 nucleotides. The record is from the annotation of a GenBank genome assembly. NCBI's taxonomy places the organism in Eukaryota, Metazoa, Mollusca, Cephalopoda, Sepiida, Sepiidae.